Dendrobium catenatum is the source of this 2083-nucleotide messenger RNA. RefSeq names its product ATP-dependent zinc metalloprotease FTSH 5, mitochondrial. The record is from RefSeq and is a predicted model, not a curated record. Gene Ontology annotation, biological process: proteolysis. NCBI's taxonomy places the organism in Eukaryota, Viridiplantae, Streptophyta, Magnoliopsida, Asparagales, Orchidaceae. Gene Ontology annotation, molecular function: ATP hydrolysis activity; ATP binding; metalloendopeptidase activity. The transcript has 5 exons. Gene Ontology annotation, cellular component: chloroplast thylakoid; membrane. The coding region runs from base 161 to 1801 and encodes 546 amino acids.
AAUCAGACUGGGGAAUCUUCAAGAAAGGUUUCAUUCAAGUUAUGUUGGUAUAACUAAUCCCUCAAGGCAAGAAGAGAGUUUUAGCACUAUAUCUGGUUUAAAGAAUGUGGGCUUAGCAACCAAAGAAGGGGUACUCGGCACUGCAAAUGCGCCCAUUCACAUGGUAACAGCAGAAACUGGUCAUUUUAAAGAGCAGUUGUGGCGAACAUUUCGGACGAUUGCUCUUACAUUUCUAGUCAUAUCUGGUGUUGGUGCACUGAUUGAGGAUAGGGGAAUUGGCAAAGGGCUCGGGCUACAUGAAGAGGUGCAGCCAAGCAUGGAUUCCAGCACAAAAUUCAAUGAUGUAAAGGGUGUUGAUGAAGCUAAGGCUGAGCUAGAAGAAAUUGUGCAUUACCUUCGAGAUCCAAAGCGUUUCACUCGGUUAGGUGGUAAGCUUCCUAAAGGUGUCUUGCUUGUCGGCCCCCCUGGCACUGGAAAGACUAUGCUUGCAAGAGCUAUUGCAGGGGAAGCUGGAGUUCCCUUCUUCUCUUGCAGUGGCAGUGAGUUUGAGGAGAUGUUUGUGGGCGUGGGAGCUAGGAGGGUCAGGGACCUUUUUGCUGCGGCGAAGAAAAGAUCUCCCUGUAUUAUUUUUAUUGAUGAGAUUGAUGCAAUAGGUGGGAGCCGUAACCCAAAGGAUCAGCAGUACAUGAAGAUGACACUGAAUCAGCUUCUAGUUGAAUUGGACGGUUUUAAGCAGAAUGAGGGUAUUAUUGUCAUUGCAGCAACAAACUUUCCUGAAUCAUUGGACAAAGCACUGGUGAGACCUGGUCGCUUUGAUCGAAAUAUUGUUGUUCCUAAUCCAGAUGUCGAAGGCCGAAGACAGAUUCUUGAAUCCCAUAUGUCCAAGGUCCUGAAGGCAGAUGAUGUUGAUUUAUCGAUCAUUGCAAGAGGUACACCUGGUUUCUCAGGUGCUGACCUUGCAAAUCUGAUUAACAUGGCUGCCCUAAAGGCUGCCAUGGAUGGAGCCAAAGCUGUUAGCAUGGUGGACCUCGAGUAUGCUAAAGACAAGAUCAUGAUGGGUAGCGAACGCAAAUCUGCCGUCGUCUCCGAUGAGAGCAGGAAACUUACUGCAUACCAUGAGGGUGGUCAUGCUCUAGUUGCUAUCCACACUGAUGGCGCCUUACCCGUUCACAAGGCCACAAUUGUUCCCCGUGGGAUGUCCCUUGGUAUGGUUGCGCAACUACCUGAAAAGGAUGAGACAAGCUUCUCUAGAAGGCAAAUGCUGGCGAGGCUCGACGUCUGCAUGGGCGGACGUGUUGCUGAAGAACUCAUCUUUGGAGAGGGUGAAGUGACAUCCGGCGCUUCCUCAGAUCUGCAACAAGCGACCUCUUUAGCAAGAGCCAUGGUCACACAGUAUGGGAUGAGCAAGGAGGUGGGAUUUGUUGCCCACAACUAUGAUGAUAAUGGGAAAAACAUAAGCACCGAGACAAGGCUUCUAAUUGAGAAGGAGGUGAAGCAGUUUCUGGAGAGGGCAUAUAACAAUGCAAAAACUAUACUAUCUGUUCAUAACAAAGAGCUGCAUGCCCUUGCCAAUGCCCUCUUACAGCAUGAAACUCUAACUGGAGCUCAGAUUAAGAACUUGCUUGCCCAGGUCAGGUCCCAGCAACAGAAGCCACAGAUGGUUACAGUUCAACAGCCAUCAACACCAGCAGCACCUUCGCAACCAUCCGCUGCGGCAUCUGCGGCAGCUACUGCGGCUGCUGCCGCUGCCUCAGCUGCAGCCAAGGCCAAAGGAGUUGCACAGCCUGCAGUUGGAUCUUAAAAAGCGAAGAAAAUAAAUAAUGAUCAUCUACAGGUUCUUAUAUAUUUCUUUUGAUUCAUGCUGUGGGUUUUCCAGCAGUGCUAAAGCUUUGAAGGAACAUUAGAGGUGAGUUACAUACCUGCCAUUGGGAUUCCAUUAGUGUAUUUACCAAUACUUUCUUGUCUUCCAUUAGUUAAAGUGCUGAAGGUAUUAAAAUUAUUGUAUGGCAAUGAUAUUAUAACUAGAAAAGUGGAAGUUUUUUAAGUGCUUACAUAUUUCAGUGUUUUAAGUCUUCCCUUUUCA